AGUCACUUUUCUCUUAUCUCGCUUAGAGAAACUUCAGGGUUAGAAGGAGGACACUGUUUUGGUUACGAAGAAAAAGUCUAUUGAGCCUCCGAAGAAUAAGGAACUCGUCAUUAACCCUUCUAGAGAUAAAUAUGAAUCUGGUCACGGUGAAGGAUGGGAUAAUUCGUAACAUGAACUUUGCCUCCAACUUGAAGUUGCGAGACUCGAGAUUUGCAGGCUUGAUCAUCCUAACACUGACGUCCAAAAGACUUUGAGUUCUGUUAUUUUUCAGAAGGAAGAGUCUUAGCAAAGUCUUAAGAACCAGAUCCUCCAUCUAUCUCGACAAAAAGAUGAGCUUUCCAAGGAAGUUCUCAAUCUCAAGGAGGAGAUUAAGUAUCUGAACGAAGACUUUGCUACUAUGGAGAAAGAUGCUGCUAAGGUCGCGAAGCUUACUCGCAAGAAUGCUCAAGAUGCCAAGGUCCAGCUUUUCAACGAUUUUUGUGAUUCUCGGGGCAUUCCUCGCGUGCCUUUGGAUCUCGAGAUUUUCUCUGAUGAUGAACCUGUUGAUGAGGUCAGUGAUGACGAGGGUACCGAGACUGAUGGGGAUUUUGAGAUUAGGUACCCUAAGGGUAAAGCUCCUUUGAUUACUGAGGUUUCUGAUAUUCCUUCUUCUUCGUCGAAUCCUCUGAACCAACCUCGUGGUACUGGCAAUAUAGAAGCCGAAUCUGUUGAUGUUAGCGGUGGCAAUCUCGAUCAGGGGUACGAUGAUGGCACUGCUGAGGCAAAAAAUGGUAGUGCCGGUAAUGGUGAUAUCGAAGGAAAGGCCAUUCUCGUGGUUCCUAUUCAUCAACUACCUCUUCAAUCUUAGUUUUACUGUCCUCAUUGGUUCUUGUUUUUUUGCCAUCUCGACUCCUUUAACAUUUUCCA
Papaver somniferum (opium poppy) is the source of this 906-nucleotide messenger RNA. RefSeq lists its product as uncharacterized. The record is from RefSeq and is a predicted model, not a curated record. NCBI's taxonomy places the organism in Eukaryota, Viridiplantae, Streptophyta, Magnoliopsida, Ranunculales, Papaveraceae. The transcript is spliced from 2 exons. Bases 398 to 847 code for a protein of 149 amino acids.